ACACUUUACCAAGAUGAAUUUAAUUAAUUUAAUUAUGAAAAAAUUAUUUUUCAAUGUUCAAUAGUGUUAUAAAAAAUUAAUUAAUAAUUAUGGGUUCAUUGGUAAUGAUUGUUGUGAAGAAAAAAAAUUUUAAAAACAAUAUAUUUGUAAAUUGAAUAAAAAAUAACUGCAAAUCAAUAAAUACGAAAAUAUCAUAAACCAUUUGCUCAAAAUAUGAAGAAGCUGUUUAUGAGAUAAAAUUACGACAAUCUAAAGCUGGGUGAUAAAUAAGAUGUCAAGAUCAAUGUCAAAUUCACCAUGAUAUUUGUGUCAAAUAAACAAGACAUCACGAGACAAUAACACAACUCAUAUGGAUUAUAAUUCUAUGAAUAAAUAUUUGUCACUUGAUGAUGUCAACAAUCAAGACAAUGAUCCUCAUUAAUUAUCAAAUUUUUAUUUGUAACAUUUGCUGUAUGGAUGAUUCAAGUUGGAGCUGAUGAUAUUGCUCCUAGUUCAACUGAUAAAAAUGACAUUCUCGAAUCAAAUAAAACAAUUAUUGUUGAAAAAAAUUUAAAUAAAUUAUUUGAUCGUAUGUUGCCAAAAAUACGUAAGGAUAUUGUUAAAAUGGGAUUGGAUCCACUGUCGUUGCCGGAUCAAUAUUUGAGAACUACAAAAAUUCCAGGGUUACGUGGAAAAAUUCAAUUACAAAAAGGAUGGGCACAAGAAGCAUCAACAAUUAAACGAACCGGUGAUGUAAUUGUCCAGUAUGGUGGAAAAAAAUUGAACUUUGAUUUUGCACUUGGAUUUGAUACGUUAGAUAUAACUUAUGCAUACACAUUGAAAUACCUUUUGUACAAACGCAGGGGUGAAUUUCAUGGAAAAUUUCGUAAUGUCGAGCUAAAAGUAUAUGGUUAUAUUGAUUUUAGAACAUAUCAAGUAACACUUAAAUACUUUGAUCUUGUCCACGUUGGAAAAUUCUCUCUCAAACUUAAGGGUCAUUUAGCCGAUCAUCUCCUCAACGUUCUCACAAAAUUAUUUACAACAUUUUCACGUGACAGUGUUUUAAAAAAUAUCGAAGAAAGAUUCGAAGAAACUCUUCAAGCAAAAAUCAAAGAAAUCAAUAAUUCAGUUCUUGAGGCAAUUUUACCAAGUUUUUUAAAUGCCACUAAAUUCUAUAAUUAAUAAUAAUUAAAACAAAAUUUUUAUAUUCAUUUUAAUA
Molecule: messenger RNA, 1198 nt
Organism: Aphidius gifuensis
Lineage: Eukaryota; Metazoa; Arthropoda; Insecta; Hymenoptera; Braconidae
Exons: 7
Coding region: 457-1161 (234 amino acids)
Source: RefSeq, a predicted model, not a curated record